This is a messenger RNA of Maylandia zebra (zebra mbuna), 768 nucleotides long. Its product is annotated as L-rhamnose-binding lectin CSL2-like. The record is from RefSeq and is a predicted model, not a curated record. NCBI's taxonomy places the organism in Eukaryota, Metazoa, Chordata, Actinopteri, Cichliformes, Cichlidae. Gene Ontology annotation, molecular function: carbohydrate binding.
GUCAGGAAGCACGAACUAUGUAACUACCAGGUGCAAUGGGACAAACAACUGUACUGUUGAUGCAAAUAUCUCAGAAGACCCGUGUUAUGGCAUUUAUAAGUACCUGGAGGUGUUUUACACUUGUAAGGCUCCUUCCUGCCCUGCUGGUUGGACUUGGUUUGGAGGUCGCCGUUUCCUCUUUAAAAGCAGCAUGAAGACCUGGACUGAUGCUGAGUGUUCCUGUCAGACACUCGGUGGAAAUCUGGCCUCAUUCCACAGCACAGCUGAGUACACCUUCAUCAGAAAGCUCAUUUACACAGCAGCAGGGUCGUAUCCAACAGCUUGGGUUGGAGGCAACGACAGAGAGACUGAAACUGUGUGGAAGUGGAGUGAUGGUUCCCAGUUUGACUUCACAAACUGGGCCAAAGAACAACCAAACAACUCUGGAGGAGGAGAAGAUUGUAUGGAGAUAAACUUUAAUGGACGAGAUUAUGUCAACGACUCAGGAUGUAACUCACAGAGAGGGUUUGUUUGUGUCAGAGGUCCAUAACUGCUCCUUCGUGUCCUGACACGUCUGACAUGAUGAUGUCACAGCCUCACUGCUGAUGUCACUUCCAGCAGGAUGUCAAGCCUCGAUGACAUCACUGCUGGAUUCUGUUGAUAAAUAUGAUUUCAUAUCACAAUAAACAGGAAAAUAAAUUCAAUAAAAUUUAAAGGAACUGAAAUGUUGACCUGAAAGUGAGUCAUUCAUGCUUCAAAUCAUCAUCUGAUCAUUUUAAUAAACCUCAA